This is a messenger RNA of Prorocentrum cordatum, 1860 nucleotides long. The record is from the annotation of a GenBank genome assembly. Lineage: Eukaryota; Dinophyceae; Prorocentrales; Prorocentraceae.
GGGAGGUCUGGGCCUUUCUUCCACGGCCCCGUUUCUCGCCAUGGGCCGUUGUUUGACGUCCCGGGCCCGGGGUGGAGGUCCCAGGGGGAUCGAAAACGGUCCGACAGCCCCCCCCCCCCCCGCCGUGAAUCUCUCCGCGCCAGGGGGGGGAGGCGGGCUUGUUCCACCUGGCACGAGUGCCCGUGAAUCUGGCCACGGGGCCACGCUGAAGAUCUCGCAGGCGACUCCCGCGAGCGUGGGGCGCCGCCCACUCUUUGAGGGCACGCGCCGCCGGCGCCUGCCGACUCGCUCACCAAUGUCCUCUCGGCGGUGCGCCCUCCGUAGCCGUUUUGGCGCAAGAGAUAUUCUUGCUCGAGCCACUCUGGCUCGGACGAGUUUCGCUUGGCCAGAGGAAUACGCACACGCAUCACCGAACCUCCCCUCGACGCGCACGCGAUGAUCGCCCAGAAGACGCUCACCCGUUCGUCCCUGUGGAUCCUGCUCCUCGCGCACGGCGUCUUCGGCUCGACCGCCGCGUCGGAGGUUGACACUCAGGGUUGCGAGGGCGCGACCGCCAUGAUGGUCACGAGUGCCGUGGUGGACGCCAUGCUCCUGCAGCUCGACACGAGCGCCGCGCCCCGACAGGAGGCUCCCAGAGCCCCGGGCCCCCGCGCCGAGGCGGACGCGGCCCCGCGCCCUGCUCCCACCGGGCGUGGGCGGAGGGCAGCAGCAGCACCAGACGAGUGGAUUGGUCUCUGGCAGAACAGCAAUUUUUACGGCGGAGUAGAGAUUGAGAUCACUCCGACGACAUGGCGCCCUAUCAACCCAGCAGGGCCAGUCUGGUCCACGUCCACGUAUACUCUGUUGCAGGUAGACGGCACAUCGUGGAGCUUGCGUGAAACGGUAGCAGGCGGUACCAGUUACGAUCACAUCAUUCAGACCGUCAGUGAAAAUGUAAUCCGGGUGAGUUACCCGAGCGGGGCUCUUAGUUGGGAUCUGAGUCGUGUGGGGACGUUGGCGCCUACGCCAGCGCCGACGCCACCACCUACACCAGCUCCGACGCCAGCGCCGACGCCAUCUCCUACACCAGCUCCGACGCCAGCGCCGGCUGGCGCCUCCGCCAGCGCGACGGGGGACCCGCAUUUGCAGAACAUCCACGGUGAGCGGUUCGACUUGAUGAGGCCUGGCAAGGCCGUGCUGAUCCAGAUCCCACGUGGAAAGCCCGCCGAGGCCGCGAUGCUCACCGUGGUGGCAGAUGCGCGCCAGAUGGGCGCACUCUGCGGAGACCUAUAUUUCCUGACGCUCAACAUCACAGGGGCGUGGGCCAACAAGGCGAGGGCCGGCGGGUUCAUCUUCACCGCCGAGGGGGUGCGCGACGAGUCGCUGAGCUGGACGAAGAUCGGCCCUGUGGAGCUCAAAGUCGUACACGGCCGCACGAACCAGGGCAUCAAGUACUUGAACUUGUAUGUGAAGCAUCUGGGACAUGUGGAUGCUGUUGUUGGUGGACUGUUGGGAGAAGACGACCACACCGAUGCUGCGCAGCCUGCCGAGAACUGCCGCAAGGUUGUCUCGUUGGCGAAGGGAACGACUUGGAACACCGACUCCACGGCGAGUGCCACGGCCGUCUCCGAGGCUAUUGCGAGCCUGCCGUAGGCUCCUUCUGAGUGCCCAGUGUUUUGUGUCAAUUGCAGGGCCCAUCGUUCCCUGCUCCCUGUUGCAUUGGUACAUGCUAGGAUUUGCUCUGGUACAUGCUCCUGUCCCUUUUGAGCUGCCCCCCCGAGAAGGAUGUUCGCGACAACUGUGACAUCGCCUUUUUGUAGCUGGUCAGCCCGAAACACGUUGCCGGUCCUCUCGGCGGUGCGCCCAGGGGGGAAGGCAGAG